Molecule: messenger RNA, 1698 nt
Organism: Phyllopteryx taeniolatus (common seadragon)
Lineage: Eukaryota; Metazoa; Chordata; Actinopteri; Syngnathiformes; Syngnathidae
Product: ADP-ribosylation factor-like protein 8A
Exons: 7
Coding region: 272-835 (187 amino acids)
Biological process (GO): anterograde axonal transport; protein transport
Cellular component (GO): lysosomal membrane
Molecular function (GO): GTP binding; GTPase activity
Source: RefSeq, a predicted model, not a curated record
UAGAUUUACACACUUUAUCGGUUUCCUGUUUGGCAGAAAAGGCGUCGUUAGUAAACAGCAGUGAAAAGGGGGAAAAAAAGACGGAGUCGCUUAGCGAGUGAGAACAACACGUCUUUUUUUUUUAUCGGUGCCGCUAAAGGUCGACGGUGUAGUUCGGUUGUCGGUCGCUGGCUUAGGUUGUCACGUUGACAAAUCCUCGUUAGGGGCGUCAGCCAGUUUGUUCGCUAGCUAGCGUUAGCAUUUGCAUUUGCAUUAGCAGCGGACGACGAAGAUGAUAGCGCUCAUUAACAAACUGCUGGACUGGUUCAAGGCGCUCUUCUGGAAAGAGGAGAUGGAGCUGACCCUCGUGGGCUUGCAGUAUUCCGGGAAGACCACAUUCGUCAACGUGAUAGCGUCAGGUCAGUUCAGUGAAGACAUGAUUCCCACGGUGGGCUUCAACAUGAGGAAGAUCACCAAGGGCAACGUCACCAUCAAGCUGUGGGACAUAGGCGGGCAGCCUCGUUUCCGGAGCAUGUGGGAGCGUUACUGCCGAGGAGUGAGCGCCAUAGUAUACAUGGUGGAUGCAGCUGAUGCAGAGAAGAUUGAAGCCUCCAAGAACGAACUCCACAACCUGCUGGACAAACCACAACUGCAGGGAAUUCCUGUUCUGGUUCUGGGCAACAAGCGGGAUCUGCCAGGAGCUCUGGACGAGAAGGAGCUCAUCGAGAGGAUGAACUUGUCGGCCAUCCAGGACAGAGAGAUCUGCUGCUACUCCAUUUCCUGCAAGGAGAAGGACAACAUUGACAUUACCCUCCAGUGGCUGAUCCAGCAUUCCAGGACAAAGAGGAGUUCCUGAGAGUAGACAACCUCAAACCUCCCCGCUAAACCUACUUGACCAAGCCCUUCCCCCCUCAUCCCUCCAUUUUCAUGUUUGUUUCCAUGUUGCAUAAACUACACUAUUCAUGAGCCCCCUGCACCUCACGUGACAAGCUCCAAGAUCGUGGCAAACACACAGGAAGCAGGAAACCUCACAAAUAAAUCCCGGCCCCUCCUGGUCUUCCAAUCUCAAUUAACUAAGUCAAGUUUUUCUUAACAAACAAAAGAAGCAGCAGCGUUUUAAACUUUGUUGUCAGGUGACAUCAGCAUGUUGGCCAUUUUGACUCAUCCUUCUCGAACCACGAGAAAGAUGAACUUUGUUUCGUCUUCUCAUUUUCAUUUCUUCACCUUUCUCUUGUCUUUUUGUGUUCGUUUCCUUCCCUUCAAAAAAUGUUUUUAUUGCAUUCUUGAUUUUGUCUUUGUAAGAUAAGAAUAAUGACAAUAAUGUUGAUAAUCUUUUCAUGUGGAACAACUUUUUAUUUGAGUUUUGUAUUUUUAUGAUUGUUAUUGUGUUUUUGACUUAUUGGACACCGGAGUCGUGAUGAUCAUGCUAUUUAUCUCAAUAGAUCAGCCUAGUUUAUUUAUCAAUCAUUUGAAUCAGACCCGUUGAUUUUUUUGAGGAGAUGUCGGCCAUUUUAAACGUGGUCCGCUUGUUUCUUCGGCAGCGCAACACGGUGUCAAUUUUGUCUAACUUCUCGCCAAAAUAAUGCAUCAAAUGAAGUGUGUCCACGGUAACAAAAAAGCUUUUUAAACUCUUAAGAACAGAAUGAACGUAGACGAUGUGGGCUUUUAGGUGAAAAUGCACAACUGAAAUGAGAAAUUAAAGUAUGACAUGAAAACUUG